Molecule: messenger RNA, 2721 nt
Organism: Vigna radiata var. radiata (mung bean)
Lineage: Eukaryota; Viridiplantae; Streptophyta; Magnoliopsida; Fabales; Fabaceae
Product: putative pentatricopeptide repeat-containing protein At5g52630
Exons: 4
Coding region: 1-2721 (906 amino acids)
Biological process (GO): RNA modification
Molecular function (GO): RNA binding; zinc ion binding; protein binding
Source: RefSeq, a predicted model, not a curated record
AUGGUGUGGUGUGAGGAGAAGGAGAAGGAAGGAAUGGAUCCACGUGCCAUGCACGCUCGGGCCAUAAGAUCGGAGACCAAAGACUGCGCAGUGUGGAAUAAACUCAUAACCAACUACUUCAAAUCAAACCUCUCUUCCUAUGCCAGUUCCCUCUUUCAUCAUCUCCCUAUUCCUCCCAACGUCGUCUCAUGGACCGCCCUCAUUUCCGGCCACUCCAACACCCUCUUCUCCCUCCGCCACUUCCUCGCCAUGCUCCGCUACCCCACUCUCCCCAACCACCACAUUCUCACCUCCCUCUUCGAAUCCUGUGCGGCCGUCUCCGCCCUCUCCUUCGCCCUCUCGCUCCACUCCCUUGCCCUUAAACUUGCCCUCGAUCGCCAUCCCUUCACCGCCUCCUCCCUCGUCUCACUCUACGCUAAGUUUCGCAUGCCUUUCAAUGCCCGCAAAGUGUUCGACGAUACUCCCCACCCGGAUAAUGUCUGUUUUUCCGCCUUGGUCGUUGCUCUCGCCCAGAAUUCCCGCUCUCUGGACGCUUUAUCCGCCUUUUCAGACAUGGCACGUCGGGGUUUUGCAUCCACUAUUUACAGCGUUUCCGGGGGUUUACGCGCUGCGGGUCAGCUAGCUUCUUUGGAGCAGUGUAAAAUAAUGCAUGCACACGUAAUUGUUGCGGGGUUUGAUACCAGUGUGGUGGUGGGUAGUGCUCUCGUUAAUGGGUAUGGUAAAGCAGGUGUUGUUAACGAUGCGAGGAGGGUUUUUGAGGAUAGUUUGUCUCAUAUGCAUAUUGUGGCGUGGAAUGCAAUGAUGGCUGCUUAUGCGCAGCAAGGGGAUUAUAAAUCUGCUUUUGAACUGUUUGAGUCUAUGGAAGGUUGUAGACUUGUGCCUGAUGAGUAUAGCUUUUUGGCGAUCCUGACUGCUUUGUGUAAUGCUGGGAUGUUUCGGCAGGUUGAUCAGUGGUUUACGAGGAUGAUUGUCAAUUAUGGUUUGGAGCCGAGUUUGGAGCAUUGUACAUGUUUGGUGGGUGCUAUGGCGCGUACUGGAGAAUUUGAUCGUGCUGAGAGGGUUGUAUUGAAUAUGCCGUUUGAGCCGGAUGCUGCAGUUUGGCGAGCUCUGCUAUCGGCUUGUGCGUAUCUUGGUGAGGCCGACAGAGCUUGGUAUAUGGCAAAGAGGCUAUUAGAGCUAGAGCCGCAUGAUCCUUUUGCUUAUGUUGUUGUUUCUAACGUGUUAUCGAGUGUGGGGAGGUGGGAUGAUGUUGCAGAAUUGAGGAAGAUGAUAAAGGAUACGAGGGUGAAAAAAAAAAUAGGGAGGAGUUGGAUUGAAGUGCAGGGAGAAGUUCACGAGUUUGCAGCGGCGGAUUGGAAGCAUAAGAGGUCCAAAGAAAUUUAUCAGAAGUUGUCAGAGCUUAUGGGGGAUAUUGAAAAAUUGGGUUAUGUUCCUGUUUGGGAUGAGGUGUUGCAUAAUGUUCAGGAGGAAAAGAGAAAAGAGGCUCUUUGGUAUCACAGUGAGAAGUUGGCUGUUGCGUUUGGGGUGUUGUGUGGAUCUGCACUACCAGGGAAGCCGUUAAGGAUUGUGAAGAAUUUGAGGAUUUGUAAGGAUUGCCAUGAGGCUUUUAAGUAUAUGACAAGAGUUUUGGAAAGGGAAAUUAUUGUGAGGGAUGUCAACAGAUACCAUAGAUUUGUGAAUGGUAACUAUGAUACUGACAAAGAACCUGAUUUUUUCAGUGGUAGGUAUUUUUCUUACUGUAGUCCUGCAGGCUGCUUUUUGGCAUUCCCAUUUGCUGCCAUUCAUAUUCACGUUGAAUCAAAGAGACCCGGAAGUCUCUUCUUCGAAGAACUCAAGAAAGGCCACUACCUUCGUUGCUUACUCCACCGUGCAUCGUUGCUACCCGCCGCCAGUCUCCGUACGUCACCAACGAUUGUCUGUCGCCGGCUACCGUCGCAGUUUCGACUGGUGACUAGCGGAUCUGGAUCGUCUCUUCGAGCAACGGCCAACCACGCCCGUUUUGAUGGCUACCUCCCACUCACGCACCGCCACGAGUGCCAAAUCAGUCCGCCGUUGAUCACCGUUCGUCGCUGGCCAUCGUCGCAGUUUCGCCCGGUGACCAGCGGAUCUGGACUGCCUCCUCGAGCGACGGCCAACCUCGCCGGAGUUAGGAUCAUAAUCCUCCACACGCGCCUCCACGCGCCUCAUCUCUCCGUCAGAUCUCGUGUGCUUGUUCGUCAUGCGUUGCCCUAUCGGUGUCAGAAUCACACCGCGACACUGCCAAUCGUGUCGCCGGACCUUUCUCUCUCUGUUUUGACCCUCCAUAGCAGUCAUUGCUGUCUUCUUGCCGCAAGCUUCCGCAUCGCCAGACCUCUCAGCUUAGGUUUUGUUCCAGCCUCUUCUACGGUCUCUGGUACUCAUCACCGUCACAGCCGCCGUAGCAGUUGCCGAAGUUCCAGAUCGACCGGCGUCCACUCCAUCCGAAUCGUCUCGGCCGGGCGACCACCAUGGUCCAAAGAUCGCGGCAAUCGGAGGACCCACGCGCCUCCACUCGUCACCGCCAAAGUCGUAGAUCCGCCGCUUCCCACCGCGCGUGCCGGCGCGUCGCCGGAGCUUUCCACCACUGCCGACCAGCACCGUCGUGAUCGCCUCCUCGCCCUCUUUCUGGAUCUGUUGUCGUUGCGUCAAUCGGAGCACUUUGGAUAUUUAGGGUUUCUCCCUUUCCAUGGUUGCCCAACGUGA